Lactuca sativa (garden lettuce) is the source of this 1416-nucleotide messenger RNA. Its product is annotated as LRR/ubiquitin-like domain protein. Gene Ontology annotation, molecular function: protein binding. The record is from RefSeq and is a predicted model, not a curated record. NCBI's taxonomy places the organism in Eukaryota, Viridiplantae, Streptophyta, Magnoliopsida, Asterales, Asteraceae. Gene Ontology annotation, cellular component: cytoplasm.
UUUUUUACGACCAUUUUUGCAAUUACGGUUGUAUAUCAUCCUCUAUUGCAAACUGGUUUGAGCUCGAGAGGUCGGAAUGGCGACAAACGGCGCUACCGGUGACGGAAGCGAUCCCGCAAACACUAUUAAAAUUAGCGUGAAGUUCAACGGACGAUCGAUACCGGUGAACCUUUCUGUUGAAUCAACCGUUAAAGACCUAAAGUCUGCGCUUCAACCACUCACCGAUGUUCUUCCUCGCGGUCAAAAACUUAUCGCUAAAGGGAAAAUUCUUGACGAUGAAAUGAAGUUUAGUUCAUUGGGGACAUACAAUGGAGUCUAUAAGAUCCAGCUCUUAGCUUCCCAGGGUCUACAUCAAGGGAGUGGUCCGAUCAAAAAGGAAUCUCCGGUGGUCUCAAAUUUAAGAAGAACUUCUGAGAACAAUAGAAAGGAGAAACAAGCGACUGUCGUGAAGAGUCAAUUUGAAAGAUGGAAGCUUACUGGAGUCAUAGCACUUUCUAAUGGUGACAUAAAGGUCAUACCUCAAGAAGUAUGGAAUUGUGGAUCUUCUGUAAGAUUUCUUGAUCUCAGUUGUAACUCGAUACAAGAUAUACCCGAAGCUAUUGGUGGAUUGAGUUCUUUGCAGAAACUUCUCUUGAAUUCAAACUGCAUAGAAGACGAAUCUGUUAGCUGGAAAGGACUUUCAGCAUUAAAAUCUCUUUCUUUUCUGUCUUUGAGCCAGAAUCUUUUGACAACUUUACCCUCCGAUUUGGGAGCAUUAACUACUUUGAAGGAACUUCAUGUUGCAAACAACAAGUUAACAUGUCUUCCUGAUGAAAUAGGAUUUCUAGCUCAUCUCGAGGUUUUAGAAGCUAAUGACAAUAGGAUUAGCACCAUCACUUCAUGCAUAGGGAGCUGUUCUUCUCUUGUUGAAGUUGAUCUUUCAUCAAAUCUUCUUGUAGAGCUUCCAGAAACUUUCAGCAAUUUAGGAAAUCUCAAGGCUUUACAUCUCCACAACAACGGGCUUAAAUCACUUCCUAUGACACUAUUAAAAAAUUGCACCCAACUUUCAACCCUAGACCUCCAUGGCACGGAAAUAACAAUGGACAUGCUUCGAGAGUUUGAAGGAUGGGAAAGCUUUGACGAGAGGCGUGUGCUAAAGCAUUCCAAACAACUUGCGUUUCGGGUGAGGGGAGCAUCUUAUUUUGACGAAGGUGCCGAUAAAAGUUAAUAAAUAUUUUUGAUGUUUCAAGACUUUGAGAGAUGUGUUUAGCAUUGAUAGCAUGUGUUCUAUUCUUGUGAAAUUUUGUAUCUUUUUGUUGACAUGAAUAUGUUUGUUGUUGAUGUGGACCGAUGAUGUGACGGCUUAUGAGAACAUCUCCAACAUAGCUUAAAUUUUUAUACCAAAAUGGUGUAAAAAAAUGGUGCGAUAUUGUUUUA